AUGGAUAAUACCUUUGAUGAUAUAUUUAUUGGUUCUAAUAUUUCAAAUUUUCAAUAUGAAGAAGAUGAAGAAAUUGGAUUAAGUGAUAGUGAUAAAGAAGAUAACUCAAAACUUAAUAAUCUAGAACAAUUAACAUCACAUCACCAUCAUAUUCAAUCUAAAGAUGAACCUAUAAUGAUUGGUCUUUUAGUAUCUCUUUUAGAUUUAAAGCUAGAAAUACUCUCUAAUUGA
Funneliformis mosseae is the source of this 231-nucleotide messenger RNA. Lineage: Eukaryota; Fungi; Glomeromycota; Glomeromycetes; Glomerales; Glomeraceae. The record is from the annotation of a GenBank genome assembly.